AUGGGUGUGCAACAACGCAUUCUAGUGUCCAUAUGUCUUGCAUUGCUCUUGGUUACAUUCUCUAUUUCGGAACCAGUCUCCACCCACCCGCUCGAUCCCCAUCGCCAGUUUGAUGUUAACAAAAGAACCCUAACCCGGAUUCCACGUAGGAAUCGGGGUAGGGUAGGUAGCCGUGGCGGUGGGCGAAGGGUGGGUGGCGGUGGUAGACCAAGACCAGUUAGUGGAUCACAAAACUGUGAUCCACUAUACCAGUAUCUAUUCGGAAGAUGUGGCCGAUGGCCUUUCUCUCGUACUUCUCCGAAUAAUCCCUUUCUGUCUAGGCCUCCCCCUCGCUGGCGACCACGUCGUCCGCCACUUAUCCCAUCCCCACCUCCCCCUCGCUGGCGACCACGUCGUCCGCCACUUAUCCCAUCCCCACCUCCACCCGCACUACCCCCACCACCUCCUUUGGUCCCGUCUCCUCCUCCGCCAUCACCGCCGCCACCACCGCCACUUGUACCGUCACCUCCACCACCCGUCCCAUCACCGCCACUUGUUAUGUUAUCUCCACCACCAGCCUUUAUCCUUCCUCCCGCAGUACCCGAGCUACCCAACAAUCCCUUUCAAGCCCCACCGUUGGUUCCGAAUCCAAUAUCGUUUUCCCCGCCCGCUUUCGAUAUAAAUCCUCCACCACUUGUGCCUAUAUUACCUCCACCGCAGGUCGAUCCUGGACCGAUUCCACAACUUCCACCACAAACAGACCCUGGACAGCAGUUUCCGCCAGAAUUCGAUAAUCCUGGACAACAAUUUCCACCGUUCGAAUCGACGACACCAUUACCGGAGAUCAUAAUGCCUCCACCAGUAGAUGAGGACCCUAUACCAUAA
Messenger RNA from Helianthus annuus (common sunflower), 864 nucleotides. RefSeq names its product leucine-rich repeat extensin-like protein 3. NCBI's taxonomy places the organism in Eukaryota, Viridiplantae, Streptophyta, Magnoliopsida, Asterales, Asteraceae. The transcript has a single exon. The record is from RefSeq and is a predicted model, not a curated record. The coding region runs from base 1 to 864 and encodes 287 amino acids.